Neoarthrinium moseri is the source of this 330-nucleotide messenger RNA. RefSeq lists its product as uncharacterized. Lineage: Eukaryota; Fungi; Ascomycota; Sordariomycetes; Amphisphaeriales; Apiosporaceae. The transcript has a single exon. The record is from RefSeq and is a predicted model, not a curated record. Bases 1 to 330 code for a protein of 109 amino acids.
AUGUCGGCAACACCGCCUUCAAACCCGGCCUCCUCGAGCUCUUCUCAAGAAGCCAGCUCGCAACCAGAGAAGCCAUCCACGGAGAAGCCAACCCUGACGCUGCCCGAGCCGCCAAAGGAGGGUGAUACCAUCAAUCUGGACGUGGGAGGCGAGGGUGUCAAGCUGGACCACUUGGGUCCCCUGGUCGUGAACGAGAAUGGCACCAUGAGCCGCAUCUCCAACUGGACCGAGAUGAGCGAGAUUGAGCGGCAGAACACGCUACGUAUUUUGGGCAAGCGGAACCAACUUCGGUUGAAGAAACUGAGAGAAGCUGCAGAGCAGAACAAAUAG